Molecule: messenger RNA, 473 nt
Organism: Eruca vesicaria subsp. sativa (arugula)
Lineage: Eukaryota; Viridiplantae; Streptophyta; Magnoliopsida; Brassicales; Brassicaceae
Source: the annotation of a GenBank genome assembly
GCAACUUUAAUUGACAUUUUCGAUCCAAGGUUUUUUUUUCGUAAAAUCUUGAGGGAUUCAAAUGGCAGAAGUGAGUCUUGGUAUGCUUAUUGAUAUUGUGGACGAGGAGUGGAUGAGGGACACUCUCCCUGAUGAUGAUCUCCCAUUGCCUCCAGUGCUUGCUGUUAGGACUGAUGAUACUGAAGAAACCAAUCAGGAAACUCAGCAAGUAGAUGGAGAAGCUUGGCAUGAUCUUGCACUCGAUACACAGUAAAAAAGCCACUUAAGUUCAGUUGGAAACUUUUUUUAAUAAAAACUCCUACUUGCAUCUCCUCUUAUUGUGUAUGAUCAGAACUUUGUAAGCUUUGUAUGAAGACAGUCAUUGAUUCACUUCUAUUAACAAAACUCUCUUUGCUUUUCUCUUUUUGUUGGAUGUGCUACUGGUCCUGACGUAAAAUGUGACCCUUUUGCUGGGGUGUCUUGUUAUGAUCCAU